Sphaerulina musiva SO2202 is the source of this 1111-nucleotide messenger RNA. RefSeq lists its product as uncharacterized. The record is from RefSeq and is a predicted model, not a curated record. NCBI's taxonomy places the organism in Eukaryota, Fungi, Ascomycota, Dothideomycetes, Mycosphaerellales, Mycosphaerellaceae. The transcript is spliced from 2 exons. The coding region runs from base 226 to 999 and encodes 257 amino acids.
AGGCGAGCAUGAAGGAUCCAGACUCGGGAGAAAUCGCGUAUAGGAAGCGAGGCCGAGGGUCUUUUCCAACAACCUUCCGGGUAGAGAGACGCCACAGCACGGCUCAGAUAUGCCUCACAGUAGUACUGACUAUAGUGCUGGUGACUGGCGGUGAGGUACAGUACUAAGAAGCAACAACCACAACUACGACGACGACGAAGACGACGCAGAAACGGCCGCCUCAAGAUGCCGUUCCAAGCUGAUGUGCAGCGAUAUGUCGAGCAUGCUAGCAGGACGAUUGAGCACUAUCUGCCUCAGGACCGCAAUUCGCGCCUCUUACUAGCCGGAGGUGCGGCCACCGUCGCUGGUAUUGUCCUGUUUCCACUGGCACAUCACUUCGUCCUGGGAAGACAAGUGACACACACGCAGCCCAGUGCCGGGUCGCUCUGGGCAUCAGCAGAGUGUGGUGAAAUCGAGUCCAUUCCCAAAACCCUCACCGAAAGUGCCAAGGACUAUCGCACCGUCCACGACAAGGUCACCACACACAUCAAGGAUGUCACCAUUGGCCUGAGCGCAGACAUGGAGGGAGACUUCACCGCACUCCUUCGCCACCAUUUCACGCAAUUCAACAAGACGCCCGUGAGCUGGUUUGCUUGGCUUGCUUUCAAUACUCCGAGCCAGAGAAACACUUUCCAACCAGAUCACAUCAACAAGCUCAAUUUUGUCAAGGGCGAUGUCGUCAAUGGUGCUUAUGCGGUUGUGAAGAGAAGCCCUCUUCGGGUGGAGCUCGCUGUCUCGUCACCAACGAAUCUCGAGGCUGUUCAGAGCCGUGUGGUCAUUUCAUUGCGGCCACGAAAUCAGGGAGCCACUUUGAUCUCCGAGACGAUUCAAUGGACGGAGCGGAAUAGCGGAGUCACCCUGCCAUUGGAACGAUUGGUGGGUCGAUUCUUGCACGACUUGACAGCGAGAUGGUUGGUGCUAUCAAGCGCGGCAUUCCUGCGUGGUAUAUCCUCUGUAUGACAUGACUGGGCGUAGAUAUAGUCCAGACCGGAGACUCGUCUUGAUUGACGCCUUCGCUGUGUGCCCUAGGCUAGAUAGUCAAAUGACAAUAUAUCACAGCCAUGAGACAGCG